AUGGACAUUCUAGUCUCAGUCAUUGCAGCAACAAUUAAACCUAUUGGACAUCAAUUAGGUUACCUUGUUUGCUACAACAGAAACAAGAAGGAGCUUAGAGACCAACUUGAAAAUCUUGAGACUACUAAAAGGGAUGUGAAUCAAAGGGUUCAAGAGGCAAAAGGCAAAUCAUAUACAAUCUCUGAGGAAGUUUCAAAGUGGUUGGCCGAUGUGGAUAAUGCAAUACUCCAUGAUGAGCUAUCUAACUCCAACCCAUCUUGCUUUAACUUGGCUCGACGAUACCAGCUAAGUAGAAAAAGAGAGAAGCAAGUGAAUUAUAUUCUUCAACUCAUGAACAAAAGAAACAGCUUUGUCGAAGUUGGGUAUCGUGCACCUCUUCCGGAUACUGAGAAUAUUGUUGUUCCCGGAGAUUACCAAGUUUUGGAAUCAAAAACAUCAUUGGCUAAAGAUAUCAAGAAUGCGCUUGCAAAACCUGAGGUCAAAAAGGUUGGUGUAUAUGGUAUGGCAGGUGUUGGAAAAACUUAUUUGCUUAACGAAGUUAAAAAAUUGGUGUUGAAGGGGGAAGACAGAUUGUUUGAUCGAGUAAUUGAUGUGCGUGUAGGUCGAUUUAAUGAUGUAACGGAAAUACAAGAACAAAUUGGUGACCAAUUGAACAUAGAAUUGCCAAAAAGUAAAGAGGGAAGAGCGUCUUUUCUACGGAAUAAUUUGGUGAAAAUGGAAGGUAAUAUCCUCAUUUUAUUAGAUGAUUUGUGGAAGGAAUAUGAUCUUUUAAAAGAGAUUGGGAUUCCAUUAAGUAAAGAAGGAUGUAAGGUACUCAUGACAAGUCGAUCACAAGAUAUAUUAACCAAUAAUAUGAAUACACAAGAGUGUUUUCAAGUGAGUUCGUUAUCUGAAGAAGAGUCUUGGAAGUUUUUUAUGGCAAUCAUUGGUGAUAAGUUUGAUACAAUUUAUAAGAAAAACAUUGCAAAGAAUGUUGCAAAAGAAUGUGGAGGGUUACCACUUGCACUUGAUACCAUUGCAAAAGCAUUGAAGGGGAAAGAUAUGCACCAUUGGGAGGAUGCUUUAACCAAAUUGAGAGAUUCUAUUGGAAUGGAUAUUAAAGGGGUGAGCGACAAAGUUUAUGCUUCACUUAGAUUGAGUUAUGAACAUCUAGAUGGAGAAGAAACAAAAUUACUAUUUCUUCUUUGCAGCGUAUUUGCUGAUGAUUAUAAGAUUCCUAUAAAAGAUUUGCAAAUGUAUGCCAUGGGUAUGAGAUUAUUGAAUAAAGUAAAAACUUGGGAGGAUUCAAAAAAUAGGGUAAUGAAGUUGGUUAAUGAUCUAAUAUCAUCUUCUUUACUUCUCGAGGCCGAGAGCGAUUCCAAAGACAAGUAUGUUAAAAUGCACAAUGUGGUUCGUGAUGUUGCGAUACACAUUGCAUCCAAGGAAGGUAACAUGUCUACAUUUAACAUUGGAUAUAAUAAAGUUAAUGAAUGGGAAGAUGAGUACAGAAGUGGUUCUCAUCGUGCCAUUUUUGCAAAUUGUGAUAACUUCAACAAUCUUCCCCUAAAGAUGAAUUUUCCACAACUUGAGUUGUUGAUAUUAAGAGUUUCUAAUUGGUUGGUGGAAAAUAAUCUUCAAAUUCCACAUGCAUUUUUUGAUGGAAUGGAAAAGCUUAAGGUUUUGGACUUGACAGGAAUGUGUUGCCUCCGACCAUUGUGGACAACACCAUCAUUAAACAACCUUCGAACAUUAUGUAUGUUGCGUUGCGAAUUUAACGACAUUGAUACAAUUGGGGAGCUAAAGCAACUGGAAGUUUUGAGAAUCGUUAAGUGUAACAUGCUAGACCAUUUACCUCCAACUAUGAGUCAAUUGACACAACUUAAGGUACUAGAAGUUUUAAAUUGCUCUAAAUUGGAGGUGGUUCCUGCAAACGUUUUUUCAAGUAUGACAAAACUCGAAGAGUUGAAAUUACAAGACAGCUUUUGCAGAUGGGGAGAAGAAGUAUGGUACAAAGAUCGAUUAGUCAAGAAUGUCACAGUUUCAGAAUUGAAUUGUCUGCCAUGUCUUUCUAAUUUAAGUUUAGAAAGUUGGAAUGUUAAGAUUCUAUCUGAAAUAAAUUCACAAACUUGUAAGAAGUUAAAAGAAUUUUGGAUUUGUAGUAAUGAGUCAGAUGAUUUUCUUCAACCCAAGGCUUCUAACGAAUAUGCAACAACCUUGAUGCUUAAUAUUGAAUCCCAAAUUGGUUCAAUUGAUGAAGGACUUGAAAUACUAUUGCAAAGAAGUGAGAGGUUGAUUGUAAGUGAUUCAAAGGGUAAUUUUAUAAAUGCCAUUUUCAAGCCAAAUGGAUUAAAUGGCUAUCCCUAUUUGAAGUAUAUAUGGAUUAUUGAUGAAAAUGGUAAUUCAGAAAUGCCACAUUUAAUUGGAAGUGACUUUACUUCUCUAAAGUAUUUGAUUAUUUUUGGGAUGAAGAGAUUGGAGAACAUUGUUCCUAGGCAUAUUUCAAUAAGCCCUUUCAAGAGUGUUAAAACUAUUGCAAUUCAAUUUUGUGGGCAGAUAAGGAAUCUUUUCUCAUUCUCUAUUUUCAAAGACCUUUUAGAUCUUCAAGAGAUUGAGGUGAUUAAUUGUGGUAAUAUGGAAGGGAUUGUAUUCAUGGAAAUUGAAGAUCAACUCAACAUUUGUACUAGUCCUUUGACUUCUUUACAACUUGAAAAUGUGGAUAAACUUACAAGUUUUUGCACCAAAGGCUUAGUCCAAGAAAGUUCACAAAGUAUCAUUCCCUUUUUUGAUGGGCAGGUUUCAUUUCCUGAGUUAAAUGAUUUAUCAAUUGUUGGAGGUUACAAUUUGGAGACGUUAUGGCAUAAAAAUAAUAACCCAACUACAAAUUCCUUUUGCAAACUCCAAUCAAUAAGAAUUGAACAAUGCACCCAAUUAAGAUGCAUGUUUCCUUCGAACAUGUUCACAUCACUUACUUCAUUACAUACAAUACAAAUUAUUUCUUGUGCGUCAUUAAAAAGGAUAUUUGAAAUUGAAAACCAAAGUUUUAGUGUCAAAACAGUUGUGUGGUCAUUGAAUGAGUUACAUUUACUCGAUCUACCAAAUCUCAAACACGUAUGGAGAAAAGACAUCAUCAAAAUUUUGACAUUUCCAUCUCUAAAGAGAGUGAAAAUCCAUGGCUGUACUAAGCUAACACACGUAUGGAAGGACAACACUAAAGAAACCAGAAGCUUUGAUAGCUUGGAGAGGAUUGAAGUAGAAAAAUGCAAGAAUUUGAAGUAUUUACUGCCAUCGUCAAUUACAUUCUUAAACUUGAAGGAGCUUCACAUCAAGAAAUGUAAUGGAAUGAUGAAUUUGUUCAGCUCUACGGUGACAAAAAAGCUAGUGAAUCUCAGGUCCAUUAAAGUAUCUUAUUGUAAAAGAAUGAGAUGCAUGGUUGAAGGAGAUCAAGAAGAAAAUGAUGAAAUUAUUGUUUUCAAGAGAUUGAGUAGGUUGGAAUUAGAUUAUUUACCACGAUUGGAUAGCUUUCACUCUGGCAAAUGCAUGCUUGAGUUUCCCUGUUUGGAGAGUUUGGUUAUAAAAAGAUGUCCUGAAAUGAAGACAUUUUCAUAUGGAGUAAUAAUCGCCCCAAGAUUGCAUUCCAUGUGGAUGAACGAUAAAGGAUUUGGAGUAUCAUCAUCACCAACAUGCGGGAUAAAUGAAACCAUACAAAAUUUUCCCAAGCAAGCUGUGCUUCAUCCAAAUGAAGAAGAAGAUUGUUCAGAUUCUGAUUUAAGCAGAUGAUUCUAUGCUUUGAAGGUAACUCUCUAGAUUUUUGGACGAGGUAUUGGAGUUGAUAUUUGUCAUCCGCCCCUAUAGGCUGCACACCUCGGGUGCACAUUGCUUAUAAAAACAUGAAUUUGGACUAAGAUCGAGUUGCUAGCAUAUUUUUAAUUAAAAGACAAUGUAAUUGAAUGUUAUGCCGGUAUACGUCCUUUCUGAUGUAGGUUUGAAUCUUUCAAUUUAUCUUUUGUUUAAACGCAUUGGAAGGGAAAUCUUUCAAUUUAUCGCUGAUUUGUGUAUGAUAAUACAUACUUUGUGAUAAUGACGAUGAAAGUUUGACAGUGAAACAAGAAUGUAAAUAUAUACAUAUUUACUUGAAAA
Molecule: messenger RNA, 4116 nt
Organism: Cucumis melo (muskmelon)
Lineage: Eukaryota; Viridiplantae; Streptophyta; Magnoliopsida; Cucurbitales; Cucurbitaceae
Product: disease resistance protein At4g27190-like
Exons: 4
Coding region: 1-3756 (1251 amino acids)
Molecular function (GO): ADP binding
Source: RefSeq, a predicted model, not a curated record